AUGGCGGGAGAGUCUCUCUUCCAAGUGGGUGAGAAUGUGGAGUUCUGGCGGGUGUUGGCUCACUUAAGUAUCUUAGCGGUGGUUCUUCUAGUCUUCGAAUAUGUUCUGCACUAUGUAGAACAUCACUUAGCGCGUUACGACAAGUACUACCACAUGCUUCAGAAGGUGUACAGGGAAUUGAUGAUCCUCGGGUUGAUCAGUCUCGUGUUGAAGAUUGUCAAGGAAGUUGCACCGAUCGACAGCUACAGCAAACCGAUGAUCGCUUUUCACGUCGCGGAUCUCAUCAUCUUCGGCUUCGCUAUCGCUCUUGUGCUCCAGUCGAUCUGUAUUUUCCUCCAAGUUCGAAGAUACAGCAAACGCGCCUACCAAGCCGAGUUGAUCACCACAAGAGAUUUGCUAUUAGAUCUCAACAAACGCGAAAACAACAUUACGAUCUCCUGUUCGCCAAAGGUAUUCUUCUCGGUCUAUGGAGAGAAACCAGUCAGCCGCAAGCUGGCAAACAAGGAAAUCGUGAGAUAUCGGGUACUUCGCCACUUUUUCCUCCGUCGAUUCGGUCUACCGCAACUUUUCCCGUUUUCCAGAUACAUACGACGCGCGCAGGCCAACCAAAUCUCGCACAUGAUCGAAGUGAAGCCGACGAUAUGGUUUUUGGUACUCGCUGUGGCUUGGGGGAUCUAUGGAGUAUCAACUCUUUUUGAGGAGGUUUCACUAGUUAAACUUCUUGUGAUUUUCUCGUGGGCUUUGGUGCUGCUUCAUUGUCUGGUGCUGAUUUAUCUUCGCUCGUGUGUGCAUCAGCUCCUGAAAAUUACCGGUUUCAGUGAAGACAGACACAUUCUGUAUGUGAAUCUCGCUCUUGUUGCCGAAGAAGAAAUGGCAGCUUGGGAGAGCGAGACGGCUGAAAGUGCAUUGGACACGAUGAACCGAGUUCAUGAACUGCAGGAAGAGAUCGAACACGAACGGAAAUCACAGGGACAGUUUUCAUGUGGGGCCAGCAAUUCGGAGGGAAAUAUGAAAUCCUCACAUCGGGAAAUCCCGAAACUAAAAAUUCGCUUUUUCUCGGCGAAAUUUUGGCACAUUGUUGUCAUGCUGCUUUUGACACUGAAUGGAUUCUUCACUGCGUUAUUCGUGCAAUGCGCACUGUACAAUCUGGACGAAAUCUACAACCAGCUCGGACUGAUUGCUGCUAUCAUGGUCCCGCUUCCAAUGCUGUUGAACACGCUGGUGCUGCAGCAAUUCAUUUUCAGAGAUUUUACGUUGGUUUGCAGCUUCCUUCACCUUGAUGCACAUACUUUGGGAGACGUCACAAACCACUUUAUCGAGACUGUGGAACUCCAAUCUCAAUUUGCAGUUUCAGUACUGCAGUGCUUAAAGGACGGGGGUCUCACGAUUGCGUAUCUGGAGUCGGUCGUUCGGUCUCAUGAUCUCGAUAACUUGGGAUUAAUUGAGAUCGACAGUCUUCGUGCCAUCUUGGCCUCGGUCGGGUUCAGCUUGACGCGGUUUCGUUUCAGUAGUGUUGUCAACUUGUUGUUUGAUCUCAAGGGGACGAGCGUCGAGUACAUUCAGCUUUUUCAACUUUUGGUACUGGUCCAACAAGAUCACGAGGGAAACGAUCAACGCUCUGGGUUUCAGGAUUUUCGGCGAAGAUCCGAGUCAUUUGAUGACAAAGGGGCAAACAACUCCAUUUCCGCUGUUGACUUGAGUUUAAGUACGAUUCAGCGUUUUGGUUUGUUGGCUCAAUCGAAUGUUGCGUCGGACCUCGCGAGCAGCGACUUUGCUUUUUUGAGAACCGUCUCACCGACGUUGCGUCGGAUUUCGACCUCGGGCCAAUUGCCAGUUUCGAAGGAUGAAAAUCACAUUCGUAGAUCUAUGUUGCAGCGAAGUUAUACAAAUCAAAUUACUGGCUCAAGCUCGCGAGCGCUGCAUUUCAUGUACAACAUCCGCCAAUUAGGACAGUUUCAAGAGGAGUCAAUCGUGAAAGGCGCGUCGAUGGUGUAA
Molecule: messenger RNA, 1995 nt
Organism: Phytophthora nicotianae INRA-310
Lineage: Eukaryota; Oomycota; Peronosporomycetes; Peronosporales; Peronosporaceae
Exons: 1
Coding region: 1-1995 (664 amino acids)
Biological process (GO): defense response
Cellular component (GO): membrane
Source: RefSeq, a predicted model, not a curated record